GGUCUUACGUCCUCCAAAUCGGCCCGCGUGUUCAAGCCCGCGAAAGCUAAGGGUGGAUGCGAGUUGGAUACGUCCAAAACAGCCCUGGUCCUGAUCGAGUACCAGUAACUACGCCGCGCAGCAAUUUUCCUGAGCGCGCCGUUUUUUCCCGCGACCCGAGUCAGAUAUGGCGCGCGCGCCGCACGCCGUUACCCGCCGCACCCGCGCCCGUCACGCCGUCGUUAACGCGGCGCCAUCGACGCAGGAACGAGUUCACGACCGAGGGCGGCAAGCUGCACGGCGCCGUCGCCGAGUCCAUGAAGGAGACGGGUAUGCUUGAGAAGAGCGCGAAAGUGGUGGCCGCCGCGCGCGCCAAGGGCAUCACCGUGAUCCACGCGCCGAUCAUGUUCAAGGAGGACGCCUCGGACAGUUCGGCCUGUGUGGAAAACCGACGUCGCGUCGAUGGCGUGGGGCGUCCGAAAUCUAAUUUCCACACAGACCCGAACAAGUGCCUCGGCAUCCUCGCCGGCUGCGCCAAGGACCGUCUCUUCACGCAGGGCACGUGGAACGCGGACUUCCACGAAUCGAUGAAGCCACUCAAGGGCGACAUCGUCGUCAACGGCAAGCGGGGCCUCGACGGCUUCCCGGGCACGGACCUCGAGUCCCACCUCGUGAAGAAGAAGAUUGAAACUGUUGUCCUUUCUGGCUUCCUCACGAACUGCUGCGUGGAGUCUACGAUGCGCACGGCUUACGAGAAGGGGUUCAACACGAUCACGCUGACUGACUGCUGCGCGACGACGUCCGCCGAGGGGCACCGAGGCGCUACCGAGGGCACGUUCGGCAUGUUCUCGUCGCCGAUGACGGGCGAGGAGUUCCUCAAGAAGAUCAACGCCUAG
Messenger RNA from Pelagomonas calceolata, 875 nucleotides. Lineage: Eukaryota; Pelagophyceae; Pelagomonadales; Pelagomonadaceae. The record is from the annotation of a GenBank genome assembly.